Molecule: messenger RNA, 2222 nt
Organism: Acinonyx jubatus (cheetah)
Lineage: Eukaryota; Metazoa; Chordata; Mammalia; Carnivora; Felidae
Product: olfactory receptor 7A17-like
Exons: 1
Coding region: 16-948 (310 amino acids)
Biological process (GO): G protein-coupled receptor signaling pathway
Cellular component (GO): membrane
Molecular function (GO): olfactory receptor activity; G protein-coupled receptor activity
Source: RefSeq, a predicted model, not a curated record
AGUCCCCUCCAGCACAUGGAACCGAGAAACGGUACACAAAUUUCAGAGUUUUACCUUCUGGGAUUUUCAAAGGGACCAGAGCUGCAGCCCCUCACAUUUGGGCUUUUCCUCUCCAUGUACCUGAUCACUGUCUUUGGAAAUCUGCUCAUCAUCCUGGUUGUUGGCUCUGACUCCCGCCUCCACACCCCCAUGUACUUCUUCCUGGCCAACCUGUCCUUUGUAGACAUCUGCUUCACCUCCACCACCAUCCCGAAGAUGCUCUGGAACAUCCAGACCCAGAGCAAAGUCAUAACCUAUGAGGACUACAUCACCCAGAUUUAUUUUUUCAUACUCUUUGCUGUGAUGGAUGUCUUCCUCCUGAGUGUGAUGGCCUAUGACAGGUUUGUGGCCAUCUGUCACCCCCUGCACUACACGAUCAUCAUGAACCCCCGGCUCUGUGGACUGCUGGUUCUGGUGUCCUGGAUCAUGAGUGUCCUGCAUUCCUUGUUACCAACCUUAAUGGUGUUGUGGCUGUCCUUCUGUACAGCCUGGGAAAUCCCCCACUUUUUCUGUGAACUCAAUCAGAUGAUCCAACUUGCCUGUUCUGAUACCUUUCUUAAUAAUUUGGUGAUGUAUUUUGCAGCUGUCCUCUUGGCUGGUGGUCCUUUUGCUGGGGUCCUUUACUCUUACUCUAAGAUAGUUUCCUGCAUACAUGGAAUCUCAUCAGCUCAGGGCAAGUAUAAAGUGUUUUCUACCUGUGUGUCUCACCUCUUGGUUGUCUCCUUAUUUUUUUGUACGGGCCUCAGAGUGUACCUCAGCUCUGCUGCUACCCAGAGCUCACUCUCAAGUGCCACAGCCUCGGUGAUGUACACGGUGGUCACGCCCAUGCUGAACCCCUUCAUCUACAGCCUGAGGAACAAAGACAUAAAGAGGGCUCUGAAGAGAAUCGUUGGGGUUCCAGCGAUGUAAGGUCUAAUCAUUGUGGGGCUGAAGAAGUGCCCGUGAUUGCAGGGCUCAAAGCUUCAGAGCCAAGAACUGCUGUUCCUGGAUCAGACGGUGGAAGCAAAUUUCUGCUCCUUCUAUUUAUUUCCUGGAAUUUCCAUUUGUUUGUAUUCAACUUGUCUGUACAUUUACAUAACUCACUUUAUUAAGCUUUCUGCUGAUACGUAGACAGUUUCUCCUUUGUCCAUUUUCAUUGGUCCCCAGAGUUUUCCCCAACCUUGGACCAUAAAUACCUAGAAAUUUCUGUAUCUUACAUUGGGCAAGUUGGAUUUCCUAAAAAUAAUUUCUUUCAAAUGACUUAUACCAUGCCAAGUAAACUCCCCUAGAUUUUCCAUGAGCAUCGUCAUGAGUUAUAUUCUUCAUAUGGAAUAAAGCUAAGCCUGGCCAGUAAGCCCUCUCCAUAAUUUUAUUGUAGAUGAACACACAAACCACAGUUUCACCUUGAGACUGUCGAUCAUUUUAUAUCACAACCUGCAUCAUUCCUCCUGAUGAUGUGGACUCUAACAGUGUUCAGUUUCAGCCUCUGGCUAUUGAUACGGUGCUGUGGCUAUUGAAAGCCCAGGCACUCACCUGUGCCCAUGUACUUGUGGACAUUCCCAUGCACAUUCCCUGGCAGCCUAUGCUGUGACUGCACUGGCCCUUGGGUUCUUAUUGUAAGCGCAAGAAACACCUCAGGAACACUCAUCAGAGAACUCUAAAAAUGCAACGUUCAUUACUCAGGGAUCCUGGAGAGCACGUGGGACACCCUAAGGCCAUUUGGGGAGGUGUCAGUGGGAGAGGGAGACAUUGACAGGGAGGGAGAGAGAGAAAAAGAGAGAGAGAGAGAGAGAGAGAGAGAGAGAGAGAGAGAGAGAGAGAUAGCACUGCUGAGGCAUCUGGUUUAUUGAGGUCCAUGGCCAGAGUGACUAGGGUUUUGUGUCUCACACCUUAGUGGACAAUAUAUGAGUAGAUUUUGACUACUGAAGGGGAAAAGCAGGUUGAUUCAUGGGAAGUUAUUUGAGUUCGCCAGGGCUUUCUAAACAGGUACUUCAUGGCUGGGGCAGUCUAAGUAAUUGUAUCACACAUCUGACAGUAUAUUUAUUCAACAUGGUGGUCUUUGAAAUGGAUGCCUCAGAAAUCAAAAGCUCAAUUUCAGGCACUUACUCUUACCAUGCUACUGUAUUUCAUAACCGGUCUUCUGGUUUAUUCUGUUAUUCAGCUCGGUGUCCAGAGAGCCUACCAUAGCCACUGGCAAACCUGAU